This is a messenger RNA of Sesamum indicum (sesame), 1943 nucleotides long. Its product is annotated as polyphenol oxidase I, chloroplastic-like. The record is from RefSeq and is marked provisional. Gene Ontology annotation, molecular function: catechol oxidase activity. NCBI's taxonomy places the organism in Eukaryota, Viridiplantae, Streptophyta, Magnoliopsida, Lamiales, Pedaliaceae. Gene Ontology annotation, biological process: pigment biosynthetic process.
ACAAGCAACUAGCCAUGGCCUCUCUUCAAAUUCCAUGCGCCACUCCCACCUCCCAAUCCCGCUCCUCUCCCCAUCCUCUCUUCGCCAAGCCCUCACAUUUCCUCACCCAUGCAAAGCGGCGGAGCAACCGCCUCCGGGUUUCCGCUACCGCCGGCCAAAACCAAAGCAACUCCUCCCAGAACGUCGAAACUGCCCAGGGGAGGGUCGACAGGAGGAACGUGCUUCUUGGUUUGGGAGGCGGCCUUUAUGGGGCAGCCAAUCUGAUCUCCUCUCCGGGCGCGUCGGCCAAUCCUGUCCAACCACCGGAGUUGGACAAAUGUGGUACCGCCACCAACUUGAACACUGGGGAGCAGCUGGAUAUCAAUUGCUGCCCCCCUGUUACAGACAGAAUUCUUGAUUACCGACUUCCCCCAGUUUACCAGUUGAAAGUGAGGCCGUCAGCUCACAGGGUCUCACCUGAGUACAUUGCCAAGUACAAUAAGGCUAUUGAUCUCAUGAAGCGCCUUCCGGCCGAUGACCCGCGUAAUUUCAUGCAGCAAGCCAUGAUUCAUUGCGCUUACUGCAAUGGUGCUUAUGACCAACCUGGGCAGGGAUCUCUGGACCUCCAGAUCCAUAAUUCAUGGCUUUUCUUCCCUUUCCACAGGUGGUACUUGUAUUUCUACGAAAGAAUCCUGGCGAAAUUGAUUGGUGAUCCAACUUUUGCCUUGCCAUUUUGGAACUGGGACAACCCGAAGGGCAUGACUAUUCCACCUAUGUUUAAUGAUACCAAAGCUGCAAUAUAUGACCCGAAGCGAAACCAGGACAGACUGACGGCAGUGGUGGACCUUGGCAUGACUGGCAACACAGACCCUCUCCAGCUGGUAGCAAACAAUCUCACCAUAAUGUACAGCGAGAUGAUUCGUGGCAAUGCCGACGUCUAUGACUUCAUGGGGCAGCCUUACCGCGAAGGAACCGCCGUGAAUCCAGGGCCUGGAUCCUCCGAGCGUGGUUCCCACACUGCGAUCCACGUGUUCGUUGGAGACCCGAGAGAGCCCAGUGGAGAGGACUUGGGCAACUUCUACUCGGCGGGUAGGGACCCAUUGUUCUAUUGCCAUCAUGCUAACGUCGACCGAAUGUGGACAUUGUGGCAAUACUUCUUGCCCAGCAACAAAGUCCCCGACAAGAGGAUCACGGACCCUGAUUUCCUCAACGCCUCGUUCGUGUUCUACGACGAGAACGCUCAGCUCGUCCGUGUGACUGUCAAGGACUCGUUGGACAACUUGAGAAUGGGGUAUGAUUUCGAGAGAGUUGAUCUCCCAUGGAUCGACUACAGGCCUCCCCCGCAGACCGUCAAGGCCAAGAUCGUAAGAACUGGCACCACGGCCCCGAAAGCAGACACUCUCUUCCCUCUCAAGCUGGAGAAAGUUGUGCGAUUCCAGGUCCCCAAAGCGAAGAAGGGAAAAGCCGACGAGUUGCUGGUUCUGGAGAACAUCACUGUCGACACCACAAAAUUCCUCAAGUUUGACGUCUUCGUAAACGACGAAGACGACAAUGCGUUCGAGCUGGACAAGGCGGCGUACGCCGGGACAUACGCGCAGGUGCCCCACAAAUCGAAGAAUAAAACUGCCACAACUUCCAUCAGGCUGAAGCUGACAGAUCUUUACGAUGAUAUGGAUAUUGGCGACGACGAUACCAUCGUUGUUACUUUGGUCCCAAGACACCAGGGCCCUGGAGUUACCAUUGGUGGUAUCAAGGUCAUUGAGAAUCCACCUGCAAAGUCAUCCUCUUAAGACGUGUUAGAACUGUAUUUGUCGAUUCCUCCUGCUUGCUUUCUGGUUUGCAUGCGUGCCCGUGUUUCUUAUUAGUAGAAUAAGAUUUCCAGCUAUGAAAUCGAUCGGGCUUCCUGUAUUUCAGUUAUGGGGUUGAUGAUCUUGCCUUGUAUGGCUCUUUCACUGCUUCUAUGC